CGGGCUCUAGCUAAGUCACUAGUGGCAGUGUUGUUACCCAAGGUUAGGGUCAGAACUUUGUGAUUGGUCAAUGUAAAUUGCACGACUAAUUACUCAGUUUGGCUACUCGAUCCCUUCAAUCGUCGCGGUGAGAUCGCAAGCACUUGAAGCAGGGUCUCUUGAUUCACACAAGAUGUCUAAUACAACACAUGAAUCGCAGACAUUCUCUGCUGAAUCAUACUUUGAAACACAAUCACAACCUCCUUCACUCGUCGCCGACAUAGAGGGAGUUCACGAAUUUAUUCAACGGCAACAACAGGCUAACCGAUCCGUCGUGCUUGUAACGAGCGGAGGGACCACCGUACCACUGGAGCUCAAUGUCGUCCGCUUCCUCGAUAAUUUCAGCGCCGGUACCCGAGGUGCAACGUCCGCCGAAUAUUUCCUCAAAGCUGGUUAUGCCGUCAUAUUCAUGCAUCGCCAAUUCAGCCUGCAACCCUUUAGCCGACAUUAUUCCCACUCUACCAACCCAUUCCUCAACUUUCUCGAGAUUGAUGCUGCAUUGCCGUCGUCCUCGACUAUUGACUCGGCAUUCCCGUACUCAAAUGACCCUCCACCCACGACACCGGCACCGCAAAUCACUGUAACCACUGCUGAGCGCGCCAAACUAUUUUCUGUGCUCCGUGCAUACAAAGCAGUGCAUGCCCAAGGAACCCUACACAUGGUCUCGUUCGUUACCGUCAACGAGUAUCUUUGGCUACUGCGCGCAAUCAGUAGAGAGAUGAGCAUACUAGGAAGAAAGGCGAUGUAUUAUCUUGCUGCCGCCGUUAGUGAUUUCUUCUUACCGCAGCAGAGAUUAUCGGAACAUAAGAUACAAUCUGGAAAGGGUAACCUAUCCAUAGAAAUGGAUCAAGUACCAAAGAUCUUAAAGCCACUUGUGUCGGAAUGGAACCCAGAAGGGUUCAUUGUCUCCUUUAAGCUCGAAACUGACGAGACGAUUCUGAUACCGAAAGCCCAACAAGCGCUUGAGCGUUAUGGGCACCAGGUGGUGAUCGGAAACGAUCUCCAUCACCGUAAGCACCGCGUCGUGUUGAUAUCUCCUGUGGUGCAGGCAGACGGUACAAAGAAAUCGGACGGAGUCCUCGUAUCUCAACCAAAAUAUGCGGUAUUCUGGAUAGAAAUUGAUUCUGAUCAACCAUCCAACCAUCCCAAGGAAAUAGAGGAAGACAUCAUCGAAGAAUUGCUUGAACGGCACAAUACAUGGAUCGAAGGCUCAUGAGCGGGAGACAUUCUGAUCUAUAGCAAUGUGUUGCAUGUAAUAUUAUAUAUAGAAUUACGGGGUUUUGAUAUCUUCCCGAGCGAAAGUAAAAUCAAGGGUGUC
Molecule: messenger RNA, 1357 nt
Organism: Suillus subalutaceus
Lineage: Eukaryota; Fungi; Basidiomycota; Agaricomycetes; Boletales; Suillaceae
Product: phosphopantothenate-cysteine ligase
Exons: 6
Coding region: 173-1255 (360 amino acids)
Biological process (GO): coenzyme A biosynthetic process
Cellular component (GO): cytoplasm; nucleus
Molecular function (GO): phosphopantothenate--cysteine ligase activity
Source: RefSeq, a predicted model, not a curated record